GGAAUCUCAUAUAUAGCCACCACUCAGACUUGAGACUGCCGCUACAUUAUCUCUUUGCGUUUUCACGCUCGCGGGCUCUCGCCUAAUGCAAGCUGCAUUGCCUGCUAUGGCGGCCCUCACUGUUCUGUCGUCUUCACCCCUUCUGACUCAACUUUCUCUGUUCGAAAGUCAUAACCCACCUCUUCAGUCUUCCUUCCAUGGCGUCUCCCUCAAGCUCAAACCAUCUCCUCUCUCCCUUGCCCUUGCCACGGCCCCCUCUAAGCCUCUUUUCGUCGCCGCUGCCUCCAAGAAAGCCGUGGCUGUCCUCAAAGGCAAUUCCGCUGUCGAAGGUGUCGUCACGUUGACCCAAGAAGACGAUGGCCCAACAACAGUUAAUGUUCGAGUUACUGGCCUUACUCCAGGACCUCAUGGUUUUCAUCUACAUGAGUAUGGUGAUACCACAAAUGGAUGUAUGUCAACCGGAGCACAUUUUAAUCCUAAUAACAAGACACAUGGCGCUCCUGAGGAUGAAGUCCGUCAUGCGGGUGACCUGGGAAACAUAGUUGCUAAUGCUGACGGAAUUGCAGAGGCAACAAUCACAGAUAAUCAGAUACCACUUAUUGGCCCCAAUUCAGUUGUUGGAAGAGCCCUUGUGGUUCAUGAGCUUGAGGAUGACCUCGGGAAAGGUGGACAUGAACUUAGUUUGACCACUGGAAAUGCUGGCGGAAGAUUGGCAUGUGGCGUGGUGGGUUUGACUCCAGUUUAAUUUGAAUGCAAAAUGGUGCUAGAAGCAGCCGUGGCAUUUUAUCCUUUGUUUGCUUACUAUAGCCUCACGUGCAUGUAUUGGAGACUAUGUGGGACAUGAUAUGUGCUUAUGAAGCUGGGUGUGAAAUUGAAUAACUAAACAUGCAUUGGUGUUUGGUCAGAUUGUUAUAAUCCUUUAUGUGCGUCCUCCACAAUAAAAUUGACUUCUCAUGUACUCCUUUUUGGCUGCCUUUGAAUGAAUCUGACGUUUAAAUCCUUAUUAUAU
This is a messenger RNA of Neltuma alba, 1009 nucleotides long. RefSeq names its product superoxide dismutase [Cu-Zn], chloroplastic. Gene Ontology annotation, biological process: superoxide metabolic process. Gene Ontology annotation, molecular function: copper ion binding. The transcript is spliced from 8 exons. NCBI's taxonomy places the organism in Eukaryota, Viridiplantae, Streptophyta, Magnoliopsida, Fabales, Fabaceae. Bases 86 to 745 code for a protein of 219 amino acids. The record is from RefSeq and is a predicted model, not a curated record.